AUGCUCAAAGCCUUUCCGGAGGGCUCUGUUUUCUUCUUGGAGUGGCCACUGUGGGCUCGCUUAGCUCUUAUCUUAGGUGGCUUGCUUACGAUUAUCCUUACCACCGCCUUCUCCGUCAAGCUGAGAAAUUGGGCAAAGGACAAAAGGUUAGAAAGAAGGGCAGCAGAAGAACAGGCCGAACGAGGGGAAAUGACUCUAGUCAACUGUUUGGAUGAAGACAUACCCUUCGGCAUCCGCGCUUUGAUCGAAGACCCCGACGUUGAAGGGGUGUGGAACGCUCGAACAGUAACGACUUUGCAUCUCGACGGAGCCCGAUCUGACCCGCCCUCGCAAUUGAUGAGCAAGCCUAUAAAAUACUCGUCGACUUCGUUCACCUCUAUAUGCGAUACCACGGACAUAGGACUUGCCUCUCCAGGUGCCUUUACGCCAUUCACUGAGUCCACAGCAGUCAUUGAUCUACCAGCCGAGGCAUCGUCCUCAAGGAAAGGGAAGACCGUUGUCAUAAGCUACAACGGUCCAUAUCUUCGAUCGGAAGCUACCGAGGCCGUGCCAGGUCUGGCGAUUUCCGGGCGUUGUUCCAUCACGGAUCUUACUGACGAUGGUUACACAGAUGUUGCUCCUUCAAUGACAGAGGACAAGUUGAAUCCUUCACCGUCAAAAUUGCAGCUCCGCCCCAUCACCAACCUACCAUCUUCGGGAGCGCGCAAGUUUGUCAUUGGAAACAGGCAAAGAAACAUACUCGGACACCAGAGGGCAGAGGCCCAGUCUGACCUCAACCCACUUGAACGCAUGGAGGCUCAUCGGCGCUUCCAUGCCGCAGAGAGUGGUCAACUUCUGCCUAGGGAUCGUCGGCACACUAACAUGGUUCUGACUCCCGCAUUUGCUUCCUCUAUAUCGGACAGCGAGGAUAGCGACGACUCUGCGUCUCGUGCUUUGUCAUGGCCGCCUCGAAAUGGCAGCAUCAAUCUCGGCAAACAGUUCUCUCGCAGAGCGAAGAGGAUGGAAGGACCCCGACCAGUGCCCUUCCGCGCGUUUGUCGAGUCCAUACCCACCACAACACUCCCGCCUUCGGCUUGGACUGAGAAGACCCAGGCGAGGCUCGACGCUAAAAUCCUUCCUUCUCCCAGAACAAGUGACACAUCCUCCAAAGCAUCCCUGCACACACCAAGCUCUUCUACGAGUUCAACGUCCGCAACAGCCACGACGUCGCCUCCAGGCUCGGUCUCGAUUGCAAACACUCGAUCACGGAAAGUCAAUGAUGGAUUCGAGAUAUUACCUGCCGGCACAGUCGAAAAAGGACCCAGGGUCAAGGACUUCGGGAUGGGGCAAGAAGACGCGGAAAUGAGGAAAAAGCCUAAGAAGCUGCAGAAACGAUCGCGCUCAAGGUCUGGGAGUCGUCCAAGUUCCAUAGAAAGUCGGAGGCUUAGCAGCGACCUGUUUCAUUUGCCGAUUUUCUGA
Molecule: messenger RNA, 1458 nt
Organism: Cladophialophora psammophila CBS 110553
Lineage: Eukaryota; Fungi; Ascomycota; Eurotiomycetes; Chaetothyriales; Herpotrichiellaceae
Exons: 4
Coding region: 1-1458 (485 amino acids)
Source: RefSeq, a predicted model, not a curated record